GUAGUGCUCUCGACGCUGACGGAUACACAGAUAAACACCUUUCUACUGAAACUUUAUGUAAACAACAAUGAAGUCAUUGUUUGUUUUCUCUUACCGGAUGUUGACAUGAUAUUAAUCACAACAUCGCGUUACUGACGCUGUUCAGUUUGAAUUGUGCGCGUCAACGCUGCGCCACAGCGACCCCUGGUGGCUGAGAGGGUAGCGGGGGAGCUGCAGGAGGCUGGCUGUUGUUAGCUUUUGUUUGUAGCCACAUAAGUUUCCAUCUGCAGCCGGUGGCGGCUGCUCCUCGUGGUCUUGGCUCAAACAUCCAGGUUGCAGACAUGCCGAGUCUGAAGCUGAUCUCUGCGACGGACACACAGUAUUCAGCGACUGUGCUCAAGUCAAUGAACGAGCAGAGAAAUCAUGGAUUAUUUUGUGACGUCACCAUCAUCAUUCAGGACAAGAAGUUCAGGGCUCACAAAACAAUCCUGUCUGCCUCGAGCACGUACUUCCACCAGCUCUUCACUGUAGCUGGACAAGUGAUCGAGUUAAAUUUCAUCAAAGCGGAAAUCUUUGAGGAGAUUCUCAAUUACAUGUACAGCUCCAAGAUUGUCCGUGUGCGCUCUGACAUGCUGGAGGAGCUCAUAAAUGCUGGACAGAUACUGGGAGUGAAGUUCAUCGCAAACUUAGGGUCACCGUUAUCACACGUGAAGGGGCUGCCCGGUUUGUCCAAAGAGACAGAGAACAAAAGUGAGACGCCCGCAGAGGUGAUGCCGAUCAUCACGGAGUCCUUCUCGAUAUCUGCAGAGGAAUUCAAUCAGACAAGCAAACCUGCCGAAAAUGACGAGGACUCGGACAGCGACGUCAUGUUUGUCUCGCAAACAAACGCUCAGGCGGACGGUCAGAAAGCCGACACUGGUGAGAUAAUUGAUGUGGAAAAAGCUGUAUCUGAAAAUGUAGCAGCAGAGAAAAAUAAAGAGUCAAAUCAUGCAGUUGCAAAACAUAAAGAUAAACCCACAGCUUCCCCGAAAACACCCGUGGCUAAGAGUUUCAGUUCCACUAAGCCCAGUCUACCAGACAGCAGCCCUCUGCACAGCCCAGACUCCAGCACCAAUCACUUGGCUUCCCCUGCUAGAGUUUCCUCAGGAAGUGCUCCGACAACACCAGCCAGGUCAAGCAGUGUCACCCCCGAGCCUUCGAGUGCCUCCCAGUCCUCCGAAAACAGCGACAUCAUGGGAGUCCACAAAAAACAAGUCUCUACUUCAACUCAGAAGGGGAAUUCCAAAAUAAGGCUGUUAGAUGUUUCUGAAAGUCCAGCUAAUCAGGCCAACAAUCCCAAAUCAGCAAUAGCAGCAAAAAAGACAGUGACACUCAAUACAGCCACAGAAAUUGAUUCAAUUUCUUCAGGCUGUAAAGUUUAUGCCAAUAUUGGAGAAAAUACUUAUGACAUUGUCCCAGUGAAGGAGGAUCCAGGUGAAGGAGGCUCUAAAGCCUGUAGAGGGAAGAGGUCAUUGAUGGCAACGCCUUUGAAAACCUUUGAUAAAGUACCGUUGUCCCCGAAGGCCAGCCCAAACAAGAAGAGCAAAACCGAGCUGGAGGAUCACUACGAGCUGAUCAUGGAUGGGAAGACUUUCUACGUGUGUAUCGUCUGCAAGCGGCCCUAUGUGUGUCUGACGAGUCUCCGCCGUCACUUCAACACCCACUCGUGGGAAAAGAAGUACCCGUGUCGCUACUGCAACAAAGUCUUUGCCUUGGCCGAGUACAGAACUAAACACGAAAUCCACCACACAGGAGAGAGGAGGUACCAGUGCUUGGUGUGUGAUGACACAUUCCUGAACUACCAGUUACUGUCCACCCACUGCAAGCAUGUCCACAACCAGGACCCCAGUGGGAGGAAGGAGAAAGACGACACAGACAACAACUUGUACCGCCUGCUGCCGUGCAAAUCUGUGCAGAUGAAGCCGUACUCGUGGGCGACUGAGGGGCCGGGGGUCCCCUGCAUCUCCGAGGACGGCAGCGUGCACUCCAUAACCACCAACAGUGAAGAUGUCCACUCUUCAACCCAGAGCAGGAUGUUGAACUGGGACGACAUCUUCAUUGAGCCCGAUGCACACAUGCCGCCUGACGCCCAUGCUCAACCAGCGUCGACCGUGAACAACACACCACCACGGGCAGCUACAGAGUUUGACUUUGUUAUACCAGAGACCUACUGAGCAGCACAUGCCGCUCCGUUACCUGUGCCUUUUAGGUGCCCCCCCCACCCACACACACACUUUUUCCAUGUCAACAAUUUUCUUCGGUUAUUCUCAAUAGAUUAAACACAAGGCCUUUCCGUUUAACAAAAAAUGUGUAGUUUUAUUGAACUAAACACAGUGAUGAUGCAGAUCCACACAGUUUGAGUCAAUCAAAGCUGAACACUGAACCUUGAGUCCCUCGACGGUUUUACUGAAAACGGAUGCUGGAGUUUUUGGUGCCGGCUUCAGUUGAAGUGAAAUCAGACGCAGCAAAUAGUUGCAGUUGAUGGAUGUUCAAUGUGACCUUACAUUUGUUCGUACUCUGCUUUUGUAACAGCCUUGAUUGUUGGUAUCAUUCAGUAAAUGAUAAUUACAUUAGCUAACAAACAGGAGUGGAAAAGCUCAUGUGGUUAAGACAUAACUCAAAAAGUGUAUCACGGCCUCAAAGAAUCUGAAACACAAAGCACAGAAAUGAAACAUUUAAAUGGUGUUUGCCAAAUCAGUUACCAGACGGCCCAUCGAGCCUCAUUUAAUAAAAUUUAAUAAAUAUGAUUUAUGAAACCAGGCGACCAUUUUGACUGGUCAACAAUUAAAUUGCUUAGGAAUUAAAAAACAACUACUCUCAAUUAAAAGAAUGGUGUUAAAUUCGAUCAUCAGCUGAUACAUCAAUCAAGGAUCUUGGCUCAUUUUCAAGGAUCAGAUGUAGAUUUUAACAGACGUGAGGAUCUUCUGGACAAAUUUUUCCUGGUCAAUGUUCGAGACCAAAUUAUGCUGAAGAAAAAUGAUCUGAAGUGUAUUUUUUCAUUAUGUGAUUGUCGGCGAUCCCACUUCUGGGUCCUGUGGCAGGGAAUAUGCUUAUUUAAUUUUUUUUUCAGUGGUCGAUGAAUGAGUUUUGGAUUUGUCUGUUAAACUGUCUUAUUUUGAUGCACCUGUACAUUUUUAUUCCCUAUGAUUUCAAUGUUUUUUAUGUUAGAUAUUAUAUUUUGAUGCCAAAGUCUGCCGGCCACAUCACGUUGGCUGGAGAUUUCUGUAUUCAAAUGUGAUGAUUGGAUUAUUUCAGUCCAUGGAGGUAGCACUUAGUGUUGUAACACGCUGAAUUUGUUUGUGUAAUGUUUUUAUUUUUUAUUAUUUUAUUUUUGACAUUGUUCCAGAAGAUGGUGAUCAGUCAGUAUGAGUAAGAAAGUAGGGCUAACACGACUCUUCAAAUCACUUCAUUCAAUAAAACCAUGCAGAUUGUUUUUUACAAAUUAACAUCGAUGUGAUGUACAGUAUAUAUUUGUGCUAACAUUUGUUUUACAGCUUCAGAUUUAUUUAUUAGGUUUAUAGAGUAGUUAAAAUUGAAUUGUCCUUUAACACUCGGGUCUGUUGGCAUUUUCCAAAAUGUCCUUUUUCUGUCAAUUGGCAAUGAAACUUACGUGACAGUAAAUAAAUUAUUUUUAAUUA
Molecule: messenger RNA, 3656 nt
Organism: Paralichthys olivaceus (Japanese flounder)
Lineage: Eukaryota; Metazoa; Chordata; Actinopteri; Pleuronectiformes; Paralichthyidae
Gene: zbtb33
Product: zinc finger and BTB domain containing 33
Biological process (GO): regulation of transcription by RNA polymerase II
Molecular function (GO): RNA polymerase II cis-regulatory region sequence-specific DNA binding; DNA-binding transcription factor activity, RNA polymerase II-specific; protein binding
Source: RefSeq, a predicted model, not a curated record